AUGGGUCCCUGUUGUGUCGAAGGCUGUGAAAUUACAAACGAAGAAACUUUCUAUUUUGAGUUCCCAACGAGCCGUACGUUGCGUCGGAAAUGGUUGGAGCUGAUCCCUAUCCCCGGCAAGCUGUUAUUAGGCACCGUCGUCUGCAGCCGACACUUUAGCACCACGGAUUACGAAAAUGUUAGGGGUAAAGUGCGACUUAAGAGCAAGGUGGUACCUAGUCUGCUAUUGGAUGUUAAGAAAACGCCACCAAACGACACACCCCCCAACGAAGUCACGCCAACAGCACCAACAAAAGAAGAUAAACAAAAAUCACCGUCACCAGCUAAAUCACCAUCACCAGUAAAAGAACAAGCUAAAUUACACACAGAACAGGACAGUCCACCCACAGAAAAAAACAAAUCACUUACAAAACGGGCCAGAACGUCCAUACAACAAGAUAAAGCCAGAACACCCACAAAACGGGACAGAUCACCCAAAGAACGGGACGGAUCACCUACACAACGGGACAGAUCACCCACACAACGGGAUAGAUCACCCACUCAUGGGGACAGAUCACCUACUCAACGGGACAGAUCACCCACGGAACGGGACAGAUCACCGGCGGAACGGGACAGGUCACCUAUACAACCUCAAACGUCCAGAACCCCGUCCCCUACGAAGCCAGAGACAUGUGAGGUCCCUUCUCUGGUGGACGCUGAGAAAAUGAUCGAUGACUUGCAAAAGGAGGCUUUGUCCAACAAAACUAAAGUUGGGAAGAAACAAAAUGGCGUUAGUAAUGAACGCGUGGCUGUUGUACAGAGCGCACCCCCAGCCCCCCCAGCACCCCCACCGCCACCAAUAGACCAAAAAGAGGACAUAGAAGACAUGAUAACGAACUACCACAUCAAGAAUAAGGUGCCGAACCCCGCCCUCCUGGCAGACCUGGCCCCCGUAGACACAGAGCCCCAACCACAGGCCUCGGAGACCAUAGAAAUUGAGGACGUGAAGGAAGCUGAGCCUGUGUUCAUUGAGCUAUCAGUUGGUAAAGAUGGAAGUGCGGUAGGCGGCGGCAAUGAAGACUGCCUGAUGGUGCUGGAGAGCGUCCAGGUGGACGUGGACCCCAGCACUCUACUCCUGGCCCACGAUGACGACUAUUAUCGAGAUGAAGAGGAAUCCAAGGAUGAAAACAGGAAAGACGACCCGAUCAGCCUGCUCACCUCCAGCGAUGAAGAUGACGUCAUACUCCAGGAACCACACAUCGACACAGUCGAGGUAUCAGACGAAACGGACGAGGAUGACAAACCACUAGUCACCCUCGUCAAAAACAAACCAACAAAGAAAAUGAAGGUUUUGAAGAAAAAAUCCAAAGACAGAAGAAAGUUUAGAUGGAGCAUGUGUGACUUUUACUGUGUGCAGUGCCAUUAUAGUACUAAUAACAGUGUGGAUUAUAAUAAGCACCUGUCCACGCACUCCACCGUACUCCAAGUCUGUUCCAUUUGCAGCUACACGUCGGCAAGUAAGUCCAAUUUUGCUAGACAUACUAGAAACCAUAAGGUCGAAAAAAAAUUCAAGUGCCACCUCUGUGAAUACAAAGCGAGACAUAAAAUGAGCCUUAUCUACCAUCUCAAAAGCCACGAUCCGCAAGAAAUAAACGCAACAUCAACGUUAGCUAAUUUCAUCUGCAAGAAUUGUAACUUUAAGUCCAGGGAUAAGGUCAAAAUAUUUGGGCAUUUGCAAAAUUGCGAUCGGAUUAAAAGGCAUUGCUGUGAUAAUUGUGACUAUGUGACUAAGAAGCGAAGUGAUUUGAAGCGGCAUAGGGCGAGGAAGCAUCCUGAGGAGUGCGAAGAUGAUGAUAUGGAAUAUGUACCUAAAUCCAAUGGGGAUAAGACUGCUGUUAGGUUAGUAGAGUAA
This is a messenger RNA of Spodoptera littoralis (African cotton leafworm), 1890 nucleotides long. The record is from the annotation of a GenBank genome assembly. NCBI's taxonomy places the organism in Eukaryota, Metazoa, Arthropoda, Insecta, Lepidoptera, Noctuidae.